Messenger RNA from Ailuropoda melanoleuca (giant panda), 5538 nucleotides. RefSeq names its product FGFR1 oncogene partner 2 (gene FGFR1OP2). The coding region runs from base 432 to 1193 and encodes 253 amino acids. NCBI's taxonomy places the organism in Eukaryota, Metazoa, Chordata, Mammalia, Carnivora, Ursidae. Gene Ontology annotation, biological process: response to wounding. The record is from RefSeq and is a predicted model, not a curated record. The transcript has 8 exons.
GAAAUCUCGCGAGGUUUGAGCAUUCUGAGAGCUCUGAUCCGAGUCGACCAGUGGAGGUUUUCUUCGGGCCAGUGAUGGGGCUGAGCUCCGCUGACCUCUGCAGCAGCCCCACCACUGACUGUCUCUGCUGGGUUCUGCGUCUGCUCGCUGAAGAAGCUGAACAGGCGAGAGGAGUCUCUUCCCUUGGGUGUGUAGGUCCCUGUUAGCAGAGGCUUUGAGUCCUAACGCCACAUCAGACGGCUGCGAGGGAUUGAGACCAGAUUUUCAGAAAUUUGAUUAUGGUGUGUAUGAAUUUAGACCUUCUUGGGUUUAUUCUGUUUGAGUUUUGCUGAGGACGGAGAAUGAUGAAGACAGGAAGAUUGCUGAGGAAGAGACAGUGUUGCAUAAUUUAAAUUCAUAAAUAAUUGUGCCAGUUAAGCAUUCCUUUAGAAAUGAGUUGCACAAUUGAGAAGGCACUUGCUGAUGCUAAAGCUCUUGUUGAAAGAUUGAGAGAUCAUGACGAUGCAGCAGAAUCUCUGAUUGAGCAAACCACAGCUCUCAAUAAGCGAGUAGAAGCGAUGAAGCAGUAUCAGGAAGAAAUUCAAGAACUUAAUGAAGUUGCAAGGCAUCGACCACGGUCCACAUUGGUUAUGGGAAUCCAGCAAGAAAACAGGCAAAUCAGAGAACUGCAACAAGAGAACAAAGAAUUGCGUACGUCCCUGGAAGAACAUCAGUCUGCCUUGGAACUUAUCAUGAGCAAGUAUCGAGAGCAAAUGUUUAGACUACUAAUGGCUAGCAAAAAAGAUGAUCCGGGUAUAAUAACGAAGUUAAAAGAGCAGCACUCCAAGAUUGACAUGGUACAUCGUAACAGCUCCGAAGGAUUCUUCCUUGAUGCAUCUCGACACAUCUUUGAAGCAUCUCAACAUGGACUGGAGAGGAGGCACUUGGAAGCAAAUCAGAAUGAAUUACAAGCACAUGUUGAUCAGAUAACGGAAAUGGCAGCAGUAAUGAGGAAAGCCAUUGAAAUUGAUGAGCAACAGGGUUGCAAGGAACAGGAGCGAAUAUUUCAACUUGAACAAGAAAACAAAGGCUUGAGAGAGAUCCUUCAAAUAACUCGAGAAUCAUUUCUUAACCUUAGGAAGGAUGAUGUGUCUGAAAGUUCAUCUUUGUCAGCAUUAGUGACCAAUAGUGACCUGAGUCUGAGGAAGAGCUGAAGAGCCUGUAAGUCUGUGAGCUUCUUACAAGGCUCCAAAUGGUCACUGGGACUGACCUACUAAAGUGAAUGAAUUAACAGAAUAACCUGUCUCAAGCUACCCUUUGCUUUAUUUUUUUCUAUAGUAUGUACAGUGCACUGGCAAUGACAUUCUUGAGAUAGCAACAAAAAAAAUGCAUAGUUAAUGGUCAUAGACUUUAUUCCAAAAUAAAUUUAAAAUAGAAACUUUGUUAAUUGAUGAACAAACUAAAGAUUUUCUGAGUGACUGCUGAACUGUCAAGAGCUUUCAGCAGUGCAGCUGGCAUUCUGGAUGGUACCUGGAUAAGCAUGAAUAUCCCCAGUAAAUGUUUGGGGAUUCAUAAAAUUAUCUAAAUUUUAAAAUACACAUUUUGCCACAGUUUUGUGAAUGGAAGAUUGUCAUACUAAAUUUUAUUUCUCCUCACUGUAUCGUGUCAGAGUUAACAACAGCUUUUAUGUACCAUGAGACUUCAGCUUUACUUUCCCAUAAAUAUAAAUUUUGUCAAAGAAAAUUCAGUUAGCAAGGCUGUAAGGAUGUUUUAUAUGCACCAUAAACAAAAGAGGUAAUUUAAUUUUAGCUAAUUUACCAUAAUUAAAAUAGCGAACAAUUGUCCAUAAGUUGUUUAAGUAUAUGAAAUAUCAUUUCAGGAAUGAAAGAGAAAGAAUAUUACUUUCUAAGAAAGAAGAUCUUAUAAGAGACAUAUUAGUAGGUUAAACUACUCCUUUGGAAGAUUAAGUUUUGGUUCUAAAUCAAUAAUGAAGAUGAGAUUUUUCUCUUUGUUUCAUCUUUAAGGAUAUUAUGUAGCUCUUUUAGCUAACAGAGUUGAAACGUUUGAUAUAGCAAGCUAGGUAUGGUAAUUUCAAAGUAAAUUGAGAAUUGCUCUGCCUCAUUGAACCCUUUUUUAAAAGUAUUCUUAAGAGAUACAGGAAGUAAGUUAAAAUUUCAAAAAAAAAAUUGUUUUCUGGAUCUAUUCUUAAGCUCUAUCUGGCCCUCAUAACCUGUAAGAUUUUUCUUAUAACCUCUCAGUCAAAAGGGGAAUGGGGGAGGAUCUAUGGAUUUAUAAGUAUUUGUUUUAUUUUUUACAAAAUAAUAUCCAGUAUGUAAAUUUUUAAAAGCCACUAGAAAUAGAAAUGUACUUUAACAUCAAUUGAAAUCUAAAUUUUUCUUAUUUUGUGAUUAUAGAAUAAAAGGAUAAAAGAAAAAUGUCACAUAUGAUAAAUAUACUGAUUUAUAUUAAAAUUAGCACAGUAGCAAAUUCUGCUUUUGGGUGUGUAAUUUGUUAAAGAAAUAUUCACAUGGUAAUUUUUGUGUAUAAUUUCAUAUAUUGGUAAAAUUCAAAACUGCUUUUCACUUUGGAAUUUUUCUAUCUUAAGUUUGGGGUAAGUGGAGUCGAUGGGGCUGACUGAAAAGGGCUACUGGCCCAAACACUGAAUAGAUUUCUUUCCUCAGAGGCCUUAAUUGAUAUUUUAUACAUGACAGUUUUUAUUUUUAAACUUUUCUAUUGGUUUUGGGGGAAGUAUCUGUUAAUUUGGUGGCACAUUCAUUCAUAUAGUUUUAAUCCCACAUCAGAAUUAAAGAAAAUAAGCUACACAGUUAAGUCUGAGGCAAUUCAUUGAGGCAGCUCUAUUUCAAAAUGUUACUUGUUACUUGAUAAUUAUUUUUAUAAACCAAGUUAAUUUAUUCUUGGUCUUCUUACUUGGAUAUAAUUUUAAGAUCUUGGUGUUUAAAGACAUUUACUUUGUUAUACAGCAACAGUUUUCCAUCCAUACUUUUUUUUUUUUAAAGCAAAACCUUAAAUUUAUGUCUGAGAGUGUGUACUGCAUGGGAGCCUAUUUUAUCAAUAAAGAUGAAUGGCUGAAAUUGAUAUGGUCUCCAAGUUAAUUUGAGAACAACACCUAUAUUUAUUCUUACAUAUAGUUUAUCUUUAUGGCAUUUUCUCUCUAACCAUAAAACUAGUACUUAGCAAGAACUUCUAUCUGUAUUUCUUAGGAAUUGGCCAGCAACUUAUUCCUGAUCCUGCAAGCCUUUUUAUUAUAUAUGGUGGGUUUGAGAGUGUCCCUGCAAAGGUAUGUCCAGGUUCUAACCUCCUGCACCUAUGAAUGAGACCAUAUUUUAAGUUUUUGCAGAUUUAAGGAUCUUGGGAUACAAUUAUCCUAAAUCCAGGAUGGGCCCUAUCUAUCUCCAGUGACCGGUAUCCUUAGAAGAGAGAAGGAUAUUUGAAACAGAGGCAUGAGGAGAAAGCCAUGUGAAGAUAGAGGCAGAGAGUUAUGCAAGCCUCAGGGCCCUACGGUACCACCAGAAGUCAGGAGAAGGGUAUGGAAUGCAUUGUGCCUCAGAGCCUGCAGAAGGGGCCAACCCUGCUUGAUUUCAGACUUCUGGUCUUCUUGAUUUUUCAGAACUGUGAGAGAAUAAAUUUCUGCUAAGCCACCCAGCCUGUGGUGAUUUGUUAUGACAGCCCUGGAAAACGAGUAUCUAUCAUCUAUCCACUAUACUUUUUAUUUUAUAUCGGAAAUACAAUUCUAAAAAACUAAUUACAUACAACCUCACAGAUAAAGUGUUAUUGUUAUCUGCUCAAAUUGAUAUUCUUUAAUAUAAAGGUGACUUCCAAAAUUUUUUAUUUCUAAACUGUGGAAGAUCAUAGAUCCAUAACUCAAUUUUUGGUGAUCUCUACCUUCUCUUGUGGUCAGCGUAAACUAGGAGUGCAUUUUUCAGUGAAACAUCAAUGAAGUAUAACUUCUAAUUGGAAUUUGAAGGGGCUCUCUUUUUACCUCAGUGGCUGCUUUUGUUCUUUCUUCUGACUUAAAAUUAGAGAGCCCCAGGGCUCAGUCCUUAUUUCUAUUCUGUAUUCCUACUGACUUCCUUGGUGAUCUCAUCCAGUCGCAUGACUUUAAAUACCACCUGUAAUGCUGAUGACUCCCAAAUUUACAGCUCUCAUUAAACCUCUCAUUGACUCCAGACUCCUUCAACUCUGUCAAAGAGACAUCUCAGACUCAACAUGCUCAAAGCAGUCUUACUCUCCAGCCAUCUCAGCUGAUGACAACUCCAUCUUUUCAGCCGCUAAGGCCAAAAACCUUGGUGGCAUUUUUGACUCUACUUCCUCUUAUAUCACACACCCAAGUCAUCAGCAAAUCCUAUUGACCCCCUCCAUUUCUCACCGUCUCCACUGCUUCCCCAGGUUAAAGCCACAUUAUGAUAGGUGCUAGAGUGAACAAAUGAGAUUCAACCUAAAUAUCAUACAAUAGGGAAAUAGUUUAUGUCCAGAUUAUUAAUUUACUAUCAGUAUCUACCCAGUACAGCUUAUUAUAUACUGCAGCUUAAAGAUUCUAGCAACAGGAACAAAAAUAUGUACCUAAAUUUACAUAACAAAAACCUUAAUACUAAAUUGCACAUAUAAUUACAACUAUGUAAAAAUCAAAUGCAUAGGGGGAAGUGUCCAGAAGCAAAUAACAUCAGUAUACUUCCAACUAAUUCCGUUGUUUUACAUACACUAGCCAGUUAGUUACAAAAAACUUUGGUUUGCAGGCAACAGAAACUAUCUUUGUAUAGAUGUCAUAAUUUAUUCAACUAUUUCUCCUACUGAUAUUCAGACUGUAAUUUUUGCUAACGUAAAACAAUGCUUCCUUUAACAUCUAUGUACAUAUUUUAUGUACUGUACCUAUUUCUGGUGUAUAAAUUCUCAAAAGUUUGUUAGGUUAUGUUCCUUUUUGUUACAAUUUAUCUUUUGCAUAAAGGAAAAAAUAAAUGUACAUGGUUAAAAAAUCCAGCAUACAGAAAAUAUUACAGUUCAAAGCCAGUAUCUUCCUACAACCUAUGUAUUCCCGGAGGUAAUUACAAGUUUCUUGUGAAUCAGAAAAACUUAAUCUAUAAAUGCUUUUAAACAUGCACACACACACACACAAAAUUGGAAUCUCAAAUACACCUUGGUUCAUCGAUUUUUUUUUCAGUUAAUGAUAUCCCUUGCAAGUUUUUUUUUCCAUGUGAGGACAAAAGGAGUAAACCUACAAAAAAGGAAAAGCGUAAACCCACAGCUUUGGAAUAACUAAAGCCUUCAGAAAAUUCACUGUAUUGACAUCAGUAUCAGUAGGUAGAACUGGACCCAGAGUAAAAACAUCCUAAUCUUGAAGCAAAGGAUAUAUACUUCUUGGGUAUCAGACAUGGCUAGGAAAGCUACAUUUGGGCUUUCUAUAAAACUAACGAAGAAGAAAGCUGGUUAGAAUCGAUGUUACAAGAGCUUGUCCCUGUCACAGUGCGUAACCGCAAGCCUCAGCACAUUGCUUCUGUGUGUAUACACAGUUCAAGAGGAAUAGGGCUAGCCCUUGGCUACUUU